Messenger RNA from Malassezia restricta, 303 nucleotides. RefSeq names its product protein FAM32A. Gene Ontology annotation, cellular component: nucleolus. The record is from RefSeq and is a predicted model, not a curated record. The transcript has 3 exons. NCBI's taxonomy places the organism in Eukaryota, Fungi, Basidiomycota, Malasseziomycetes, Malasseziales, Malasseziaceae. The coding region runs from base 1 to 303 and encodes 100 amino acids.
AUGUCGUCACCCUACACAUUCAAGCCAGGUGGUGCGCUGAAGCUCAAGGGUGACAAGUCCAAGAAAAAGAAAAAGUCUAGCACAAGUGCCAAGCCGCCGCAUCAGACUGCCGACAAGAGCAGCUCGACAAAGUACGCUACGACCAAGGCCGAGCAAAAGUUUGAAGAAGUUCAGCGCAAACGUCUUCGCGAACAGGCGCGAACAGAGGCACACAAGUCACACAAAGACAAGGUCGAUUCCUUCAAUGCGUAUCUCGACUCCCUCAGUGAGCACCAUGAUAUGCCCAAGAUCGGACCUGGAUAA